CAGUGGUGAAGCGUAGAGCGAUGCAAGAGCGGAAGGGAAAGGUGAUGGAGGACAAGGAGAAGCUCGCACCUAGCUUACUCGUUAAAGCAACUCAGCAGCAGCUCAAGAGGAGGAGGAGGAGAGACGUUAGUGACACGGAGCAAAUUAUAUUACAAGAGAAGAAGAUGAUGGAGCAUUUAUCUUGUGAUAAGAAGACGCUUAUGUCUGUUCGUGAAUUGGCCAAAGGUUGGGAACCACACCCUGGGAGCAUCAUGUCGAGCAAACAGAUUGAUUUGACUAGGAAGCAAUUUCAUAUUAUAGUUAGUGGCGAAGAUAUUCCUCCGCCCAUCAAGAAUUUCAACGAUAUGAACAUUCCGAGAGGUCUUGGCGUUACGCUCAAGGAGAAAGGGAUAGUGAAGCCAACUCCGAUCCAAGUUCAGGGUCUUCCUGUGAUUUUAUCAGGAAGAGAUAUGAUCGGGAUUGCCUCCACUGGAUCUGGAAAGACGUUGGUUUUCGUGCUUCCCAUGAUCAUGAUAGCUCUGCGGGAGGAGAUGGUGAUACGUCAAACAAGAAGCAAAGAUUGUUACCUCCUCGAGUGCCUGCAGAAUACUCUCGUCUCAUUGUAACAUGAGAAAAUUCAUGUGGACACAAGUUGUGUUAUUAGCAGCCUUAUUACUUAAGAAUCCGGAUCUUGUAUAUGCACUGAGUUCUGGUUGACCCGAUAAUUUAGCCGGCCAAGAUAUGGUAAAACUGCUUGAUGUGAUUAUUGAUUAAUACUGGUGCUCCAAAUUUUUAAGCAAGUAACUCAUAGAAGGAGGCUGAAGUUUCUCUUCCAUCUCCCACUCCAUCAACCCUCAAAGUCCAUAGACACACCUUGGACGUUAGUGAAUCAGAUUAAUAGUGAUUUGAAAAUCUUGACACAUAGUUUUAAUUGAAAAGAAACCAAAUAAAUACAAGCUAUAGCUAGCUCU
Messenger RNA from Brassica oleracea var. oleracea, 950 nucleotides. Its product is annotated as DEAD-box ATP-dependent RNA helicase 35-like. The record is from RefSeq and is a predicted model, not a curated record. The coding region runs from base 21 to 605 and encodes 194 amino acids. Gene Ontology annotation, biological process: mRNA splicing, via spliceosome. The transcript has 2 exons. Gene Ontology annotation, cellular component: spliceosomal complex. Lineage: Eukaryota; Viridiplantae; Streptophyta; Magnoliopsida; Brassicales; Brassicaceae. Gene Ontology annotation, molecular function: ATP binding; RNA helicase activity; RNA binding.